CUCUCGGGGCCGACGCAGCCCGAAGACCCCGCCGGGAUCCGCCUGAGAAAGGAAUAUCAUGAAAAAGGAACAGAAAAAAGACGCCACUGCUGGUGAAAGGGGAGUUUUCUUUCCUAGUUGGUGGCUACUUCAGGAUUGAAGAGAAGUUCAUAAGUGGCUGAAGAGAUUAUGUUUUGUAUAUUUUUCACGUGAAGCUCAUCGGAGAAGAUCUGAAAAUGCUAUCUCUGUGUCAUAAUAGGCUGCUGAGUGAGUAAGCCUGAAGAAAGAUUUGAAGUGGUGUAGUAUCUUGAUUUUCUUUUAAGCCAAGUGCACCUUUGAACAUUUGGUGAGGCUGUUUUCUACCAAAAAUGGAAGAAAAUAUUCACAAAGCAAUGAAGUUAAGAAGUUGAAUAGCAGCUGAGUCUGCUUACUCUAAGAAUAUCAAUACUUUUGUAUUAUUGGGGAAGAUGCAUACAAAUGUACCAAUCAUGUGAGUUUAUCAGCAGUGAUGGUUUCCUGUGCUAGGAAUGACUUAAUUUGAAUUUUGGAGUGUUUUUCUUCCUCUUUUUUAUAAUGUGUGUUUUGACUCUUCAUAUUUGAUAGACUUAUAAAAAGGAAGUAAACACUGCAUACGGAGUUUUUUUUUUAUUGUACCACUAUUUCCUGUGUGUUACAGAAAAAUUAGAGGUUUUAAUAUCGUUGAAGUUUUGUUGUAAGGAAGACUGUGCCAGGGACGCAGAUAGGCAGUACAAGUUUCGUUUCUUUUGUCAGCUACACUGCCUUUGCACUGAGCCGACUGUCAGCUGUGUUUUACAAUAUAUAAGAUUUACAGCCUUUGUUUUAUCAAGACCUUUCAUGUAUAUUUUGUACCAACCUGUUGGGAAACACACUGAGCACCAUGUUUGACAUAUUUGCUUAAGGACCGGAACUCCCCAAUGGAUCAUGGCGUUAAUGUUUAUAGGACAUUUCCUAUUUUUAGCUUUAGUGAUGUUUGGUUUCUGUACACUUGAGGAGUCUGUGAGCAAUUAUUCUGAAUGGGCAGUUUUCACAGAUAAUGUAGAUCAGUUUAAGACACAGAAAGUGGAAGAUAUCAAGCCCAACGAAAAGCUGAAGAAAAGUAUCCUUCAUCCGAGUUUAUAUUUUGAUGCUGGAGAAGUCCAAUCAUUGAGACAAAAGUCUCACACAAGCCAUUUGCAUCUUUUCAGAGCUAUCAGAAAUGCAGUGACUGUUAUGCUGUCCAACCCAACGUACUACCUACCUCCACGCAAGCAUGCUGAUUUUGCUGCCAAGUGGAAUGAAAUUUAUGGUAAUAAUCUGCCUCCUUUAGCAUUGUACUGUUUGUUAUGCCCAGAAGACAAAGUUGCCUUUGAAUUUGUGUUGGAAUAUAUGGACAGGAUGGUGGCUUACAAAGACUGGCUAGUUGAGAAUGCACCAGGGGAUGAGGUUCCAAUCGGUCAUUCCUUAACAGGUUUUGCCACUGCCUUUGACUUUUUAUAUAACUUAUUAGAUAAUCAUCGAAGACGAAAGUAUCUGGAAAAAAUAUGGGUUAUUACUGAGGAAAUGUAUGAGUAUUCUAAGAUCCGCUCAUGGGGCAAACAACUUCUCCAUAACCAUCAAGCUACUAAUAUGAUAGCAUUACUGACAGGAGCCUUGGUGACUGGAGUAGAUAAAGAUUCUAAAGCAAACAUAUGGAAGCAAGUUGUGGUAGAUGUGAUGGAAAAGACGAUGUUUCUAUUGAAUCAUGUUGUUGAUGGUUCUUUGGAUGAGGGUGUGGCCUAUGGAAGCUAUACUGCUAAAUCGGUCACACAAUAUGUUUUUCUGGCUCAGCGCCAUUUUAAUAUCAAUAACUUGGAUAAUAACUGGUUGAAAAUGCACUUUUGGUUUUAUUAUGCCACUCUUUUACCAGGCUUCCAAAGAACUGUGGGUAUAGCAGAUUCCAAUUAUAAUUGGUUUUAUGGUCCAGAGAGCCAGCUCGUUUUCUUGGAUAAGUUCAUUUUAAAGAACGGAGCUGGAAAUUGGUUAGCUCAGCAAAUUAGGAAGCACCGACCGAAAGAUGGACCAAUGGUUCCUUCCACUGCCCAAAGAUGGAGUACUCUUCAUACUGAAUACAUCUGGUAUGAUCCUCAACUUACCCCACAACCACCUGCAGAAUAUGGUACUGCAAAAAUGCAUACAUUCCCUAAUUGGGGUGUUGUCACCUAUGGAGCUGGGUUACCAAACACCCAAGCUAAUACCUUUGUGUCUUUUAAAUCUGGGAAGCUAGGGGGUCGAGCUGUGUAUGACAUAGUUCACUUUCAGCCUUAUUCCUGGAUUGAUGGGUGGAGAAGCUUUAACCCAGGACAUGAGCAUCCAGAUCAGAACUCAUUUACUUUUGCUCCCAAUGGUCAGGUGUUUGUUUCUGAAGCUCUCUAUGGACCCAAGUUGAGCCACCUUAACAACGUAUUGGUGUUUGCACCAUCACCUUCAAGUCAGUGUAAUAAGCCCUGGGAAGGUCAACUGGGAGAAUGUGCACAAUGGCUCAAGUGGACUGGUGAGGAGGUUGGUGAUGCAGCUGGGGAAAUCAUUACUGCCUCUCAACAUGGGGAAAUGAUAUUUGUGAGUGGGGAAGCGGUGUCUGCUUAUUCUUCAGCAAUGAGACUGAAAAGUGUUUACCGUGCUUUACUUCUCUUAAAUUCUCAAACUCUUCUAGUUGUCGAUCACAUUGAGAGAGAAAAGGAUUCCCCAAUAAAUUCUGUCAGUGCCUUCUUUCAUAAUUUAGAUAUUGACUUUAAAUACAUCCCAUAUAAGUUUAUGAAUAGUUACAACGGUGCCAUGAUGGAUGUAUGGGAUGCACACUACAAAAUGUUUUGGUUUGAUCAUCAUGGCAGUAGCCCUGUGGCUAGUAUACAGGAAGCAGAGCAAGCUGCUGAAUUUAAGAAACGGUGGACUCAGUUUGUAAAUGUUACUUUUCAAAUGGAAUCUACAGUCACAAGAAUUGCUUAUAUAUUUUAUGGGCCGUACGUCAACGUCUCAGGCUGCAGAUUUAUUGAUAACUCCAAUUCUGGACUUCAGAUUUCUCUCAAUGUCAAUAAUACUGAACAUAUUGUUUCCAUUGUGACUGAAUACCAUAACCUAAAGGCCAGGUUCAAUUACUUGGGAUUUGGUGGCUUUGCCAAUGUGGCUGAUGAAGGCCAAAUAACCCGAUUUGGUCUGGGCACGCAAGCAAUAGUAAAGCCUGUAAGACAUGAGAGAGUUAUUUUCUCCUUUGGAUUUAAAUUUAAUAUAGCAGUUGGAUUUAUUUUGUGCAUUAGUUUGAUAAUUUUAACUUUACAAUGGCGGUUUUACCUUUCUUUUAGAAAGCUAAUGCGAUGGAUAUUAAUAUUUGUUAUUGCCUUGUGGUUUAUUGAGCUUCUGGAUGUGUGGAGCACUUGCACUCAACCAAUCUGUGCAAAAUGGACAAGAACAGAAGCUGAGGCAAGCAAGAAGGCUUUGUCUACUCAAGGAUACCACGUGGAUCUUCCUGAUGUUGUUAUUACCUCACUUCCUGGCUCAGGAGCUGAAAUUCUCAAACAGAUUUUUUUCAACAGUAGUGAAUUUCUUUAUAUCAGGGUUCCUACAGCCUACAUUGAUAUCCCUGAAACUGAAUUUGAAAUUGAUUCAUUUGUCGAUGCCUGUGAAUGGAAGGUGUCUGAUAUCCGCAGUGGACAUUUUCGAUUACUCCGAGGUUGGUUGCAAUCUUUAGUCCAGGACACAAAACUACAUUUGCAAAACAUUCAUCUACAUGAACCCAGUAGGGGUAAGCUAGCACAAUAUUUUGCAAUGAAUAAAGACAAGAAAAGAAAAUCCAAAAGGAAAGAGUCUUUGCCAGAACAAAGAAGUAGAAUGAAAGGCGCCUUUGACAGAGAUGCUGAAUAUAUUAGGGCUUUGAGGAGACACCUGAUGUAUUACCCAAGUGCACGUCCUGUUAUCAGUUUAAGCAGUGGGAGCUGGACUUUGAAACUUCAUUUUUUUCAAGAAGUUUUAGGUGCUUCAAUGAGGGCAUUGUAUGUGGUAAGAGACCCUCGGGCCUGGAUUUAUUCAAUGUUGUACAGUAGUAAACCUAGUUUGUACUCUUUAAAGAAUGUUCCAGAGCACUUGGCAAAAUUGUUUAAAGUAGAUGGGGAUAAAGGGAAAUGUAGCUUAAACUCAGGCUAUGCUUUUGAGUAUGAACCAUUGAGGAAAGAACUCUCUAAGUCGAAGUCAAAUGCAGUUUCCCUGUUGUCUCAUUUGUGGCUAGCAAACACUGCAGCAGCCUUGAGAAUAAACACAGAAUUGCUGCCUACCCGCUACCAACUGGUGAAGUUUGAAGAUAUUGUGCAUUUUCCUCAGAAAACCACUGAAAGGAUUUUUGCCUUCCUUGGGAUUCCUUUGUCUCCUGCUAGUUUAAACCAAAUAUUGUUUGCCACCUCCACAAACCUUUUUUACCUCCCCUAUGAAGGAGAAAUAUCACCAACUAAUACUAACAUUUGGAAACAAAACUUGCCUAGAGAUGAAAUUAAACUAAUUGAAAGCAUCUGCUGGACACUGAUGGAUCGUCUAGGAUAUCCAAAGUUCAUGGAAUGAAUGCUGCGGGUCAGCAGAAAUUUGCACUAAAGCUUUCCAGCCCAUUUUGUGGAUAUGAGUUAGAAGAGAUGGUUUAUUCUUGUAGUCUGUGUGUGUGUGUGCGUGCGUGUGU
Messenger RNA from Ochotona princeps (American pika), 4672 nucleotides. RefSeq names its product dermatan sulfate epimerase like (gene DSEL). The transcript has 2 exons. Bases 922 to 4560 code for a protein of 1212 amino acids. The record is from RefSeq and is a predicted model, not a curated record. Lineage: Eukaryota; Metazoa; Chordata; Mammalia; Lagomorpha; Ochotonidae. Gene Ontology annotation, molecular function: sulfotransferase activity; chondroitin-glucuronate 5-epimerase activity.